Messenger RNA from Neltuma alba, 315 nucleotides. RefSeq names its product MADS-box protein AGL72-like. The transcript has a single exon. The coding region runs from base 1 to 315 and encodes 104 amino acids. Gene Ontology annotation, biological process: regulation of transcription by RNA polymerase II. NCBI's taxonomy places the organism in Eukaryota, Viridiplantae, Streptophyta, Magnoliopsida, Fabales, Fabaceae. The record is from RefSeq and is a predicted model, not a curated record. Gene Ontology annotation, molecular function: DNA-binding transcription factor activity, RNA polymerase II-specific; RNA polymerase II cis-regulatory region sequence-specific DNA binding; protein dimerization activity.
AUGGCUUCGUCUUCUUCACCUAAAACAACCAGAAAGCCUGGGAAAGGUAGGAGCAAGAUCGAGAUUAAGAAAGUGGAACAAACCAGCAAGCGUUUCGUCACAUUCUCAAAACGCAAAUUAGGCCUCUUCCGCAAAGCCGCCGAACUAUCCCUUCUCUGCGAUUCUCAAAUCGCCGUCGUCGUCUUCUCCCAAUUCGGCAAGGUCUAUUCCUCCGGCUACCCCGACCCUGACGCCGUCAUCCGCCGCUACCUCUCCUGCGCAUCCUCCUCGAUGUCGGACUCUACGUCGGCUCAUGAUCCGGAAAGAGAAUGUUAG